Paramecium pentaurelia is the source of this 540-nucleotide messenger RNA. Lineage: Eukaryota; Ciliophora; Oligohymenophorea; Peniculida; Parameciidae. The record is from the annotation of a GenBank genome assembly.
AUGAUUGUGCCACAUUAUCAUGUAGUAUAUGGUUAGAGGGAACUAAUUAAUGUUAAAAGAACAAUUGCUCACUAUUAUAACAAUCUGAUUGUCUAAAAGCACCUUUUUAUUUCUAAUGGAAUCCGAAUUUAAACCCUCCUUUAUGUUCAGUAUUUACAUCAUGAGUAAACUUAAAAACUAACGGCAAUUAAUAAUGCAUCUAAUAGAAUUUUAGAUGCAUUGGAUUUAAUAAAAUAUCAAAUUAAUGCUUAUAUUCAAGGGAAAUAACUUUUAAUUGUAUUGAUUUGCCAUUAAAUAUAUGUUCAUAUAAUAUUGGUAAAUAGGGACCUUGUUAUUGGGUUAAUGAUUAAUGUUAAGUACUUAAUCAAUAUUAGUAUGCUCAGCAAAAAGAUUAAUGUUAAUAGCUUAAUUUUUUCAAACAAGAUUCUCCUUAAGGAAUAGUGUGUUAAUGGAAUGAAACUCAAAAUUAAUGCACAGAUAUAACAAGUUGUGGUUAAUUUACAAGUCAAGAUACUUGAAAAUACUAUUUUUCAAUUUUGA